CCGCUGAAGGGGUUGCGCUGGGCGGCGGGCCCGGCUCCUGCAGCUCCGCCGGCCGCCACUGGGGGCUGCCGCGCCGGCGAGCUCGGCGGGGACGGUGCGCACUGCCCGGGGUUCCCGGGCGCCUCCGGCCGCUGGGCUUUCUCCACCGCCGGCCCCGCGCUGCCUCCGCAGCCAGCCAGGCUCCCUCCCGGAUCUGCGCGUGUGAUCGCUGUGCGUGUGUGUGUCCGGGUGCGCGCGUGUGCGCGCGCGCGGGGGGCGGUGUGCACGCGGGGAGUGCGGGGGAGUGUGUUUGUGUGUGUGUGUGUGGGUGUGAGUGCCUGGCUCGCUCUCGCUGAGACACACACACACUCACACACGCACAACCCGGCUGGCUCGUCUGAACUUGAAGACACCCUACAUUCCAAGAUGCCCGAGGUCCCUGGGAAUGCCCAGGGUUCUUCGAUCUGGAGAAUCCUACCUGCGUUUUCCUAGGGGGGAUUAUCGUUUUUGUUUUUGUUUUUUUAAUCUGGAAGAGAAGAGAACAAGUUGUGCUUUUUCCUCCCUUCUUUUCGCUAAAUGCCAUGGAUAUAAUAGAAUAAGCCGCUCAGGGCUCUACCCGCGUGGACGUCCGAGGCCACCAUCUGCCUGCGUUCGCCGGAGCCGGAGAGCUUAGCUCGAGCCUGUCUCGGGCGGGGAAGGAUGCGUGGCCGAGCCGGGGAGCCCGGGCGCCCCGCGGAGCCGGCCUCGGAACCUCCCAGCCGGGGAUAGAUGCUGCCUCGCCCAGGCACCACAGCCUGAGUGACCAGACCAUGGAGACCCUGCUUGGUGGCCUGCUAGCGUUUGGCAUGGCGUUUGCCGUGGUCGACGCCUGCCCCAAGUACUGCGUCUGCCAGAACCUGUCUGAGUCACUGGGGACCCUCUGCCCUUCCAAGGGGCUGCUCUUCGUGCCUCCUGACAUUGACCGGCGGACAGUGGAGCUGCGUCUGGGUGGCAACUUCAUCAUUCACAUCGGCCGCCAGGACUUCGCCAACAUGACGGGGCUGGUGGACCUGACCCUGUCAAGGAACACCAUCAGCCACAUCCAGCCCUUCUCCUUCCUGGACCUCGAGAGCCUCCGUUCUCUGCACCUUGACAGCAACCGGCUGCCCAGCCUUGGGGAGGACACCCUGCGGGGCCUGGUCAACCUGCAGCACCUCAUUGUGAACAACAACCAGCUGGGUGGCAUUGCCGACGAGGCCUUCGAGGACUUCCUGCUCACACUGGAAGACCUGGACCUCUCCUACAACAACCUCCAUGGCCUGCCCUGGGGCUCCGUGCGGCGCAUGGUCAACCUCCACCAGCUGAGCCUGGACCACAACCUGCUGGACCACAUCGCCGAGGGCACCUUUGCCGACCUGCAGAAGCUGGCUCGCCUCGACCUCACCUCCAACCGGCUGCAGAAGCUGCCCCCAGACCCCAUCUUUGCCCGCUCCCAGGCCUCCGCCUUGACCGCCACGCCCUUUGCUCCACCCUUGUCCUUCAGUUUUGGGGGGAACCCGCUGCACUGCAAUUGUGAGCUGCUCUGGCUGCGGAGGCUGGAACGGGACGAUGACCUGGAGACCUGCGGCUCCCCGGGGGGCCUCAAGGGCCGCUACUUCUGGCAUGUGCGUGAGGAGGAGUUUGUGUGCGAGCCACCUCUCAUCACCCAGCACACACACAAGCUGCUGGUUCUGGAGGGUCAAGCGGCCACACUCAAGUGCAAGGCCAUUGGGGACCCCAGCCCCCUCAUCCACUGGGUUGCCCCCGAUGACCGCCUGGUGGGGAACUCCUCAAGGACCGCUGUGUAUGACAACGGUACCCUGGACAUCUUUAUCACCACGUCUCAGGACAGCGGCGCCUUCACCUGCAUCGCAGCCAACGCUGCCGGGGAGGCCACAGCCAUGGUAGAGGUCUCCAUCGUCCAGCUGCCACACCUCAGCAACAGCACCAGCCGUACCGCUCCCCCUAAGUCCCGCCUCUCGGACAUCACGGGCUCCAGCAAGACCAGCCGGGGAGGUGGAGGCAGUGGGGGCGGGGAGCCUCCCAAAAGCCCCCCGGAACGUGCUGUGCUUGUGUCCGAUGUGACGACCACCUCGGCCCUGGUCAAGUGGUCAGUCAGCAAGUCAGCGCCCCGCGUGAAGAUGUACCAGCUCCAGUACAAUUGCUCUGAUGAUGAGGUACUGAUCUACAGGAUGAUCCCAGCCUCCAACAAGGCCUUCGUGGUCAACAACCUGGUGUCAGGAACCGGCUACGACCUCUGUGUGCUGGCCAUGUGGGACGACACAGCCACGACCCUCACAGCCACCAACAUCGUGGGCUGCGCCCAGUUCUUCACCAAGGCUGACUACCCACAGUGCCAGUCGGUGCACAGCCAAAUCCUGGGUGGCACAAUGAUCCUGGUCAUCGGUGGCAUCAUCGUGGCUACACUACUGGUCUUCAUCGUUAUCCUCAUGGUGCGGUACAAGGUCUGCAACCAGGAGGCCCCGGGCAAGCUGGCAGCCGCUGCUGUCAGCAAUGUGCACUCACAAACCAACGGAGCCCCGCCACCUGCUCUGGCUGGCGCGCCCGGUGGGGCCCCCACCCAGGGUCCACCCAAGGUGGUGGUACGCAAUGAACUUGUGCAGUUCAGUGCCAGCCUGGCCCGGGGCAGCGACUCCUCUUCCUCCAGCUCCCUGGGCAGCGGGGAAGCUGCAGGGCUGGGACGGGGCCCCUGGAGGUUUCCACCCCCUGCCCCCCGCCCCAAGCCUAACCUUGACCGCCUGAUGGGGGCCUUUGCCUCCCUGGACCUCAAGAGUCAGAGAAAGGAGGAGCUGCUGGACUCCAGGACUCCAGGCGGGAGAGGGUCUGGGACAUCGGCCAGGGGCCACCACUCGGACCGAGAGCCACUGCUGGGGCCGCCUGCAGCCCGGGCCAGGAGCCUGCUCCCCUUGCCCCUGGAGGGCAAGACCAAGCGCAGCCAUUCCUUCGACAUGGGGGACUUUGCUGCUGCAGCUGCGGCAGCUGGAGGGGUCGCCCCCGGUGGCUACAGUCCACCUCGGAGGGUCUCGAACAUCUGGACAAAGCGCAGCCUCUCUGUCAAUGGCAUGCUCUUGCCCUUUGAGGAGAGUGACCUGGUGGGGGCCCGGGGGACUUUUGGCAGCUCCGAGUGGGUGAUGGAGAGCACGGUGUAGGCCUGGGUCGGGGGCCUUCUCCCGCUCACCCUUGCAGAGUGGAUGAAGGGGAAAGAAUCUGUACUGGCAAGUCUUUGUGGAGUUUCCAUGGUGAUGUUUACAUCUAGGGACAGUUUCGUCUCCCUGUCAACGCCCCCCCCCCCCAACCCACACCACCUUCUAAGCCUGUCCCCCACCACCCAGCUGGGGUGUGCUCAGGGAAAGCGGAUUCGAUCGCUAAAAUGUCGGACUGAGCCCUGAGUGUUUGGAAAGGCAGACUCCCUCCUUUCUGAUCACGAAUGUAGUGUGUAAGCAAGCGGCUUUGGAUUGCUUAUGGUUUUUAUUUCUUAAUUUAUUUUUCCCACUUCCCAGACUCCUCCUCUUCAUUCACACAGAUCAUGGAGAAUUUACUCUUCAUGUGAGGGUGCAUUUCCAGCAGACCUGGUAGUGGGAGAUUUUUGUCUUUUGACAAGAGAAGGGAAAGGGUCUGACUCCACACUUGUUUGGAGGGAAGACUGUGGCAUCUUCUGCCCAGACUCCUGCUUCCCAACUGUCCACAUGCUUGGGGGAGAUGGACAACCACCCCCAUAUUUGAUCCAGCUCCCUCUGCUCAGUUAUCAUGACCCACACCCAUGACAGCAGGCUAAGCCAGAAGGGUAACUUCCAGAACUUCUUAUGUGUAGGAAAGAGAGAAGGGUUUUAUGAGCCAUAAGGGUAUAAAGGACAUAAACUUCUGGAGUUGCUGUAAGAUUUUUACCUCUUUUGGGGGGAAGCUGGAACCAAAACUCCCCAUGAGCUUAUGGCGUGUCAAGAAGGCUUCUCUUGAGGAAAGCAAAGUGGAGUGGCAAAAGGAGCACUGGACUCGGAGUCCAAAGCUCUCAGUUUGGGUUCCAGAGCCACCACUGAGUAACCAGCUGAACACCUUGGGCAAGACCCUUUUCUUUUUGGACCUCAGUCUCUUAACUCCCAAACUACUGGAUUGUACCCAGUCUUUGAUGCCCCUCAAGUUCUAAGGACUAAUGAAAUCUUCCGUGACUCUAGAUGUAAUGGCUUCCAGAUCAGCAGCAUGAGCAGCACAAGCUGGUAGAGCAUCCCUAUUUUUCCUACUUGGCACAGAGGGAGAAUUCUAGAGGUUUGGGAGGGCGAAAUCAGAAUCUGUGGUAGAGUUUUGAAGUUUGAAGAGGUGUUUGUAAUCAUCUCAUCCUUAACCCUCUCUCCCUCCCCCACCCACCUCAGAGUAUACAGGACUUGCCCAAGGUCACACAGUGAGUUAGUGACUAAGUCAGUGCAGGUACCAAGGCCACCUCCUAGGAUGCUGUUUGGAAUCCAUUAUGCUGUCUUCACCCUGGCUCAGGCAUUUCUGUGUCUAAAGUCCAUCCCUUGUUUGUUCCUGAGGAAGGCGGCCCACGGUGGGACAUAGGGGACAACUUUCCUGGAUGCCAACUUUGAGGAAGAUCCAUCCAUCCAUGGAAAUGACAGAGGGUGAUGGGCAGGUGCACCCAGGUUUCUUUCUACCACGGGAUGAACCCCCACACCCCAGACCAUGUCAAGAGGGGGCAGAGGACAUGUAGCCAGGGAGUAACUAUUCUAGAAGCAUCUGGAGGACUUUCUCCUACAUCUCUGUCUCUCCUGGUCUCCGUCUCUUCCAGAUCUCUCCUCACUGCCAACAUACUACCUCGUCCUCGGUCUCCCCAAACCAUUCCCUGCUCUUCUGAGUCUCUGCCAUUGAUCCAGCUUCUCUCCUGUUCUUCUCCCUCCUUCCACUUGCCAACCACACUGCAUACAAUGUCUAGGUGAGUCUCCUUCUGCUGAAGGGUUCUGAUGGGCUCAGACCUGGCGCUGAGCUGGCAGCCUCCAGUCCCACUUGGAGCACACAAGAAGCUGGUGGGGAACUGUCUAUGCAGAUUGCCUUCUGGCUUCAGGCCAGGAGCCUCCAAAUCCCUUAUCUUUGUCCUCCUCCUUUCUACCCCUCCUGCCUUCUCUCACCUUCCCUCCACUCUCCUCUCUUCAUUCUUGUUCUUUCGGUUGACCCUCUGCCUUCCCCAGUCCCUUUCUGGUCCUGAUGGUCAUUAGUAGCCCAGGACAGUCUCUUCCUGAGACACAUUAAUUUUCUAGGCCAGUCCUGGGGCCAGAGCAUAGGCCUUCCCCAGUCACGGUGGCAACUACGGAAUUAGGUGACUUGAACAGAGAUCUCUCUCUCCCUCCCUCUCCUCUUUCCCUGCCCAAGUUUCUCUUCUCUCCUUUUCCUCCCUGAACUUCUCUUGUUCAGUAUUUCUAAAUGUAGCCAUUUAAGAAGUGACCCGGAAUGCCACCUUUCUUUUUGCUUUUGGGUUUGGACACCCAGAAGGUAAUGGUGGACACCGGAAGGGGAAGAACCGACCAUAUAUUUCAGUCAGUGGCCCCGAGCUCUGUCAUGACAUGAUAUGUACUUGCACUUGUGUUUGUCAUGUUUCUGACUCGGAGUUUUGGAAAGCAGCAUCCAUGUGGUCAGAAUAUAAAUGCCAACUUUCUUUGCUAAAAAAGAAAUGUACAGUAAAAUGUACAGUUUAAAAAACAAAACCAACCACACUCCUUGGGAGAGAGAAAAAAAGAACAUUCUCCUAUCUGUGAAUGUCUGCUGUUCAUUUCUCUGGAAACUGCGGUUUGCUGAAGGUGGCUUUGAAGUGGCAUCUUCUCUUGCACCUGUGUUUGUUACUGCCCAGUGGGAGCCUGCUUCCUGCCAAGUUCAUAUAUAAGAUGGGAAUCGUCUGAAAUAAGAGAGAAUGGGGUCGUCCUUCUGAAAUAAAGAACAGUAGAGGGAUCUGGAGGGAAGCUCCAGGCGAAGAAGGAAUCGUCCAUCCUCAGCCCUGCCUGUCCCACCUGGUAUCUCAGACCUGCCCUGCUUCCUUUUUCCUGUAUUGUGGCCACCACCACACUUAACCACUAGGGGCGCUCAGACACCUCCCUCCCAUCUUGGUUGAGCCUUGGAUGACAGUUUUUCAAAAAGAUUAUUUCAUGGGGAUACUUGGGACAGCAAACCAAAGCAUAAACCCAAGGUAUAGAAACGAAUAAAUUUCUCUAGAAACAGCUUCCCAACCCUAGCUACAUCUAGUGGCUAGAUUAGCACUGUCCAACUGGAAUAAAGUGUGACCCACAUGGUCAUUUU
Mustela lutreola (European mink) is the source of this 6291-nucleotide messenger RNA. It is a transcript of the gene LRFN2, whose product is annotated as leucine rich repeat and fibronectin type III domain containing 2. The coding region runs from base 789 to 3167 and encodes 792 amino acids. The transcript is spliced from 3 exons. Gene Ontology annotation, cellular component: postsynaptic density membrane; cell surface. The record is from RefSeq and is a predicted model, not a curated record. Lineage: Eukaryota; Metazoa; Chordata; Mammalia; Carnivora; Mustelidae. Gene Ontology annotation, molecular function: protein binding.